GGAGUUGGAUUGACCAAGAACGGAAUGUCAUCUCCAGCAAGAUAUUUGUGUUUCCUGCUGCCGUGUUUGGGAUUCCUGUAUGUCCUGCACCAGCCACCUCUGCGCCUCCAACAACAAGACCCUCCUCUAUCUCUUCAAUAUGUCUUCGCCUCCCACCACCUACACAAGAGGAGGAGAUGCUGGCUGCCUUCCUUCCCUCACGCACUCAAGUUGCAAGUAGCGAGGUGGAGGUGGCUAUCCUAUCCCACUCCCUUGACGCUUUGACGAGGGUAAUGGAGCGACCCACGGCGUCUUGCAGGAAGCUCAUUAGACAGGGAGGAAACUCGUGGCUUGGGAUUUACGAUGGUGACAAAAUGGUAUGUCUCGACGCGCCAUCAUCUCCAACACUCCCCACUUCCUCCUCUUCUUCCUCCUCCUCCUCUUCUGCUUCUUCUUCUUCUUCUUCUUCUUCCUGCCUCGUGUACUCCUUCGGGUCAGGCGGCGACUUCACUUUCGACGAGGCCAUGUCACAGCUGGGGUGUCACGUGAUGGUCUUCGAGGACUCGCCGCAGCUGGACGGACUUGAAAGACACCCGCUUAAGAGAGUCACCUUUCUACACAUCCUUCUGUCAACUGAUGGAGCCGUACAUUUAGUCAAGAGUUACAAGACCCCCUCUUCCUCUUCCAUCUCCCAUUCCUCCUCUUCUGUAGCUUCUAAUUCCUCCAAUCAGAAGCACCACUUUUUCCUGCACCGUCCUCUAGACAACAUAAUGUACCUGCUGCACCACCACCACCACCAGCUGGACUACCUCAAGAUUGACAUCGAUGGAGGCGAGUUUGAGGCCCUGGAGAGGUCAAUCUUUAAGACAAAUAUUCUGGAGAGGACAAGACAGCUGGGUGUUGAGAUCCACCUGACACGCCUUCUUGAUGCUGAGGUGUUGUCUGACCCACACCUCCUCACCUCAGUCAUUGCCAACUAUACCAGAGUUCUUAAUGGGCUGGAAGAAAGAGGGCUGAAGCUGGUGCACUUUCAGCCCAACGCACGCAGACCAGGGCGAGUGGAGGUGGCGGGGAGGGCAGUGUGGGUGUAUGCAGAGCAGCUUUGGGUCAACACCAGACUGAAGCAAGCUGUGAGGGUGUCCAGCCAGUUGCCAGCAGAGAAAGACUUUGAUGAGCUGGAGAUGGCUUAGGGUGGGCACCUCUUGUUUGUUUCUGUCUCCUCUCUUGUCUUGGUUAGGUCAAGUUAGGAUAUGUGUGUGUGUGUGUGUGUGUGUGUGUGUGUGUGUGUGUGUGUG
Molecule: messenger RNA, 1274 nt
Organism: Portunus trituberculatus (swimming crab)
Lineage: Eukaryota; Metazoa; Arthropoda; Malacostraca; Decapoda; Portunidae
Exons: 6
Coding region: 177-1169 (330 amino acids)
Source: RefSeq, a predicted model, not a curated record